AUGUCUUCUUUUACGGGAUUUCUUGUGAAAAAAACAAUACAAGAUUAUCCAAUCCGAUAAUAAUUGGGUUAUUAUUAAGAUUUUUAGAGAUAGAACUUGACUCUCUAUAUAAAUAAAAAACUUGCAGAUAUGAGAUGUAUAACAAUAAUAAAUUAGUGUCAAAUGGCACAAACUCUGUUAAUGCUAAAAGUUUAGUUAAUUUAAACAUUUAAACUAAUAUUGAUACACCAAAUAAAGUGGUUAAAUUUAAAAGGAGAGAGAGUUAAUAAUAAGAAGGAUAAUCAAGACCAAAAACUUCAUAUCAUAAGAAAUAACAUAAGGUUUAACCAAAGCCAGAAUAAAAGGUUGCAUCUUUAAUAAAUGAUGAAUUAAUGAGAUAGAGUUCCACUAGUUCUUUAUAUCAGGAAUAUAAAAUGGCUAAUUUAAAGGCUAACCUACAAAAAUUAUAAGCAUAAAAAAAAUGUAAUCUAAUUGAACUUAAUCAUGUUGAAUUGAGUGAUGAUGAAUAGAUAAAUUAUUAUUUAACAGAACUUUGUCGAUAACAUCCUGAAAUAGAUAUUGGUAAACUUUUAGAUGUGGAUGUAGAAAAAGUGAGUUUUAUAUAACAUCAAGACAAAUUAACAGAAUUAAUUGAAAAAAGAAUAAAUUAAGAAGAAUUAGAUUAAAUAAUAAGUAAGGAUGAAAAAAACAAUUUGGUCAAAGUAUAUAAAGAAUCUAGAUAUGAUUAAUUUGAACCUGAAUAUAGUAAAAAGAAUAAAUUAAAAAUGACUACCUUUAAAAAAUAAAAAGAAAUUUAAGAUAAAUUAUUUGCAUAAAUAUUUGAAGAUGAAGUUUAAAAUAAAACUUAGAAAGUUGAUCUAAAUAAAUUUUUUAGAGCUCCUUCUUAAUAAAUAUCUAAUAAGAUUAAACGAAGAUUAAAUUAUGGAAUCAAUUCAAAACCUUUAUCUCAUAGAUAAUCUCCUGGAAUUAGUCAUUUUGAAUCAAGACCUUAAACUGCAUUAGGUACACAUACUCAAUCAUAAACCUUUUUAACAACAAAAUAAAAAUGGGACGGAAGAGGUGUUGAUCCUGAAACUUAAUAAUAAAUGUAAGAUAUUAUUGGAUAUUGUGUUGAAUUAGAAGAUGGAUAAAAAAAAGAAAAAAAAUAAUUUAAAAGAAAAAUGAGAAAAAUGGAUUAAGAAAUAUAAAGAUCUGUAAGAACUGUCUCUGAAUAAUUUUAAAAUUAAGAUAAAUAAACAAUUUAACAUGAAGAAUUUCAAAAAUUCUAAAGUGAAACUUAAUUUAAAAGAAAACUUAUUGGUUUCUUAAUGAAUCAAGUUCCUGAUAAAAAUGAAAUUUUAAGUUAAAAAGCACGUAAAGAAUCAACAAAUAAAUUUAUUCAUAAAGUUAGUGAAUUAUGAAUUAUAAAUAUAUCCCUUUAUAAUUUCUUUAAAUUUGUCAAAAUAUUAAUGAAUAUAUUUACAUUUAUUUUACCUUUUGUAAACAUUAGAUGAAGAUGAAUAAUUUUCUCCAAAUUUUAUAUAUAUUAAAUACUUAAACUUUUAAGUAGUAACUUUGUUGAAAAUCAAAAGAUUUAUCUAGAAAAUAUGUAGUUAAUUAAAGAGAGUUUUAUUAGUUAAACGAAUUUUUUCAAGAGAAAUUUCUAUUAAAGAAGCCACUAAAGAAUAUAGUGUUAAUUUUUAUACUGAAAAAGCGAUUUUGUACUCAUACGCAUAAAAAAGUCAGGAAGAAAAAACAUGGAAUAAAUAAAAAGAAAAAGAUAAUAACUUUUAUAAUUAGAGAAUAAUUUAAUCUAUAAAUGAUUUUGAUAGAGAUAUUUAAUCAAGAAAAAGAAGUUUUUCUACUGAUUUAAAAGUAUACAUUUAUAAAUAUAAAUCUCUAGCCAAAUGAUUAAUAUAUAAUCAAUAGCUUAUUAUUAAAUUAAAAUCACAUAAAAUACGAAAAAUAUAGUUUCAACUCAAAGUUUAGAAGGAAAAAUCCAUUUUUACAGCUUGCUAAUUAUUAAAGAGAAUUAGAAAAAUAAAAAUUAAUUAAUUUUCAUUUUGUAUUGAUGAUAACUGUAAAUAUCCUUCUUAAUAAUUAUUAGUCUCUUUAACAAAAAUAAUAUUAUAUCCUUAUAAAUUCCUUUAAUUAAAGAAAAACUAAAUUGAGUUGCUUAUUUAUUUUUUAAUUAUUAUAUUAUCUAAAUCUCAGUCUUAAAUUACAAUUCAUCGAAAAAAAUUUUCUUUUAAUUAAUGUGAAUGAUAGUUUUACAAAUCUAAAUUCUAGCAUUUUAAAAAAAAAUUCUCAUAGCAGUUGCUAAUAAUUAAUCCUGGCUUCAAGAAAUAAAUUAAACAAUACAAUUAAGUUUUUUUAUAAGAAAUACUGA
Paramecium sonneborni is the source of this 2368-nucleotide messenger RNA. The record is from the annotation of a GenBank genome assembly. NCBI's taxonomy places the organism in Eukaryota, Ciliophora, Oligohymenophorea, Peniculida, Parameciidae.